AUUCUCAUAGAUCAUAUUUGCAAUAUACUUCAAUCACGGAUGCCCCACUAUAGUUUGUGUACUGUGAAGGCAUCCCAUGUAUUAAUAUGGCAGUUGUCAUCAACUUUAUUUUUCCCAUAUCUGUUAUAGCUUGCCCAUUUUGACAUUUGAUUCGACAAGCAUGACAAGUGCCCACAGUCUGCACUAUAUUGAGAUCAAUUUAAAAAUUUUGAAUGGAAUCAAAUGGAAUCUGUGCAUAGUGGCUAGUGCAGUUCAUUUUCAGACAAGCUGAGCUGAGACUGGGUGAGAUGAGACUGCACUGCAGUGCAUAGCUCCCGAGUCCUGACUGACCUGAGGCUUCGCCAUGCACCAACUACCAUACUAAUAGUAAUAGACAUACAGUCUAUUCAACUCUGUUUUGGUCCCUUGUUUAUCUCAUUCGGCACGUUUGGUCCUUGUCAAAUGUAAGAUGGAAAGCACUCAGCAAGAUAAAUCUGACCCAGCCUCACAAACCAGCUCAGCUUUAGUAGUACCAGGACAUCAUCGGUCACAGAGGUCAAAAAGCAGUGAAGAUUCAGCCUCUGCUAGACCACCACUUGAAAGAGGAACCCAGCUAGUGAACUUUGACUCCCAGAAUCCAAUGCUAGCAGAAAAAAAGAAACAAGAUGAGUCUGAAAUUCCACAAGAUCUGUCAAAACAUGGGAGCAAUCUGUCUCGAGAGACCUCGUCCGAGACCACAGAAACUGUGGACAUGCAGUUUGUUCUUGUGGAUGAUGAUGACGAUGACAUUGAGGAUGAUGAGUUCAUGCAAACUGAGUCCUUGGAUAGCCCUGGUGAAGCGUCAUUGAAUGCUGCAGGAUCGGAAAACAGAAGUCCUGGAUUCUUUCUCAAGUGCAGUAUGUGUGACCGCGUGUUCUCUAGCCAACAGAGGCUGAUGCUUCAUAUCAACAAACACAUGGGAGCCAAGCCGUAUGCCUGUCCGCAGUGCCCAGCCAACUUCAACUCAAGGGCAUCAUUUCAAAGGCAUCGGCGCUCCCACAAAAACUCAAUGGCUGAUAUUCAGACACAUACAUGCACCCUUUGUCACGCUCAGUUUUCAGAUAUUCAGCAUUUGACAGAGCACCUGAAGAUUCACACAGAGAAGCGUAGAAGCUGUCCACAUUGUGGAAUCUUCAUUGGUGGCUCCCGUAGCAUGCAAAAACACAUUAGCAUAGAGCAUCCUUCAAUGGUGAAGACCUACAAAAAGCACAGACCUCCCAAUAUACCUGUCAGGAUCGACCUUCCAUCAGCGAGUCCAAACCAAUUGCCCUCGACAUCAAAUGAAGGAGAAAAACCUGUUAGUUGUAGACGUUGUGGCAGGCAGUUCCAAACAAAUAGAGCACUACAAGGCCAUAUGAAAGGGCAUAGUCGACUGUAUCAAUGGAACCCUCGGAGGUGCAAGUGUGGGAUACUGUUGGCUGAUGAGGCAGAGUAUCAAAGACAUCUGAAGAACUCUUGUUGCUCAGCUAGUUCUAGUUUGGAUAUGUUGUCACCACCUGUAGACUCACCGGGAAGUCUUUCUCCAGUGUCCCCUAAUAGUGCAGCACAUUUGAUGGCCCUCUCUGCUCAAAGACAAGCUAACAUCCGGAGCAGGAGCCUGGAUUCAUUCCUGAGAAAUCCCCCAGCACCUUUUGCUUUCGUUAAUAGAUAUCCUGCAAGUGCAGAGGGUUCUUUGAUAGAUUUUCCACAGUCCCUGGCAGCACAGUCUGCAGAAUCGACACAUUCCAUGGGGAAUCUUCACUUUGAAAAUAGCCCAACGAGUAAAGAGACACCAAGCAGCCAAAGCACUUCUGAACAAAGAAGCCAGAGUCCUGUCAACAGAAUCACCAUUAAGACAGAAGCUGAGGACGAUGAAGAAUGGAGUGAAGUUGUCAACAUUGUACAAGUCCACAGUAACACAACAACAUCUGAGGAACCAUCUGCGGAUGGUGAUUGUGUUCAGGACCAGCCACCUGACUUUUCUUUAAAUAGAGAGGAACAAAAGGCCCACAAAGGAAGACCUGAACAACCAGCUGCACAUACGAUUACACACACUAGACAGAAUGAGAGAGAUGAUCAACUGAGGAAAGUUCAACCUUUGGUCCAAAGUGGAGCAGAGGCAUCAUCAUCCAGUGGAACAAUUCAACUGGAAAGACCAGUUGAGCCGCCCACUGUUCCUGCAAGAUUCUCUGUACCUCUGGUUGAUGAUCCUAGAAGGGGUCAGGACUGUGGUCCUUCUCUUGGAAGAGUAAGCAGUGAAUCUCCCAACAUGCAGAUUUCCUCUUCCCAGAGCAGUCAGCCACCACCUAAUCCUCUUGUCAAUACUUCCUUGAUGGGGGAAAGAGACCAGGAGGGAUUGCCGUGGCGUUGUUCAUUCUGUGGUAUCACAUUUGAAGACAGUUUGAUGUAUGUUAUACAUAAGGGAUGUCAUGAGCCAGGGUCCAGGUUCCGUUGUAGUAUGUGCGGAGAACAGUGUGCUGAUAAAGUUACUUUUAUGCUACAUUUUGUGAGAGGGCAGCACACAAAACCAACCCAUGUAUAGCCUGGUGAACUUUUUUAAUUAAACAAAAUAUGCUACAUGUUCAUUGUUUGAUGAAAAUAAAAAAUGGCUAGUACUUAAUAAUGAAUUUUAUUGCUUGCCAUCUUUCAUGUAACACCUAUGCAUUAUUAGAAGUUAAAGGCUGAAACAGAGAUAUUUCAAAACUGCAGUAGCCUCCUUACCUUGAUGAAAGAAAGGAAGAAGAUGAUAAAAAUAAGAUGAAUGAAUGAUUUGAAAUAAAAUCCAAGAAUAUGAUUUAUAUAUUUCUGAUGCAUGAAAACACUUCAUAGACUUGUACAUUGCAAUUUUUUGCUCUGACUCCAAGCUCAUUACAUGCAUAUGUGCACAUGUAUUUUGUCAUGUCCUUUCAAAGAUGUCAAUGGUCUAAAAGACAAAAAACAAAAAAAAUUAUCAUAAUCUAUUGUUUGUGUGAUUUUGUGGAGAUCUUCUUUAUAAUCAAAUCUAUAAAAAAAAAUUAGAUUAUUUAUAUCAUAUAUUGAAAAUAUAUACAAAAUAAUUUAUAUAGUGAAUGUUUGGCAUCAUUUGUUCUAAAAGAAUAUGCGGAACUAUAAUGGCAUGUACGUACUCCCCCACACCUCAAUGCCAUACGUGAGAUGUGGCUCUAUAAAAGCUUUGUAUAAUAAUAUCAAAGUAAAUUUGGGUAAAAAAUGUAACUGAAACAAAAUUCCUAUUUUUUUACGUAUACCUGAGUUAAUCGUCCAUAUUGCCUUUCUAUGACAGAUGCUUAUCCAUUGUUAUACCUGCAAAAGUUGUUUCAUCAACUUCUUCCAAUUCCUCUCCAUCUAGUGUAAUAUUACCAUGCAACUUAACAAUCCUUCUACUGCUAAUUAACAUAAAUUUUGUUUUCAGAGUGUUGAUAGUAAGCUUAUUUGCAACACACCACUUUUGCACUUUAUUUGUAUUAGUAUUCAUCUCAUUGGUAUCGAUCUCAUCCUCUCCAAUUGGAAAGGUGUGAAAAAGAUUAGAGUCGUCAGCAAAAAAUCUAAAAUUAAAAGAUUUUGAAAUGGAGGGAAGAUCAUUGAUAUAUAAUGAAAACAAUGUAUGCCCUAAUACUGAUCCUUUGGGACACCACAUCUUAUUUUCAUUUUCUUUGAAUAUAUUUCCCCAUGUUGAACAAACUGAUAUCUGCAAGCAAUAUAGUUUAAAGGAAGCCCUCAGACAUCAUAGUGGCCCAGUGGAUUAGUCACCGGACUUUGAAACAUAGGGUCGUGGGUUCAAAUCCCAGCCAUGGCUUAAUUUCCUUCAGCAAGGAAUUCAUCCACAGUGUGCUGCACUCGACCCAGGUGAGGUAAAUGGGUACCGGCAGGAAGUUAUUCCUCAAAAAAGCUGUGUGCACCGAAUAGGUAGCCUAGCUUAGCCGGGUAAUAAUAGCAGGGCCCGCUGGGAGAACAGUUUUCGGAACUGAAGUGGCUACCCUGGGUAAAUUUACCUUUAUUAUUAUUAUUAUUAUAAGCUUCUGUAUCAAAAUAUGAUCAAUUGUGUCAAAAGCUUUUUUAAAAUCAAUAAAUAUUCCAAGGGUAGUUCUACCCUGGUCUAAGGAUUUAAGAAUAGUGUUCGACAAAUUGAUAAGCGACAAUUUUGUACUUUAUCUUUUACGAAAACCAUACUGAUGAUUGAAUAAUGCAUCAUUGGAUUCUAAAAAUUCUAUUAAUCUUUUAUUGGUUACUUUCUCUAAAACUUUACCCAGAACUGGCAAAACAGAGAUUGGUCGGUAGUUUCCUGGAUCAUCUUUUGGUCCCUUUUUAUAGAUAGUAAUCUUAGCUAUGCCUAUGCUUGCAGUCCUACACAUAUAACUUGGAUCAUGAACUAAAUUGCUUGUAUGGAAUCAUGCCUUCUUCUAUAAUCAAGCCUGGGGCCCAUUUCAUAAAGGACUUGCAACUGUUGUAACUUUGCCAUUAUGGCAAGUACCAUGGUAACCUUGAUUUCGAUUGGCUACUGAGCCCAGUUACCAUAGUAGUUGCCAUUAUGGCAAAGUUACAACAGUUGCAAGUCCUUUCUGAAACAGGCCUCUGGUAUUGAUGGCAAAUUGAAUUUGUAUGAGAUUUUGUACAAAAAUUGAUAUUUUGUUAAAAUGGAAUAAAAUAAUUUUUUGAUUGAAUGAGUUGAUAAGCAAUCGUUGAUUGAUUAAUCGCUCAUCUAGUACUUCAUUCAUUCAGGUUGUCCAUAUGAAUGGUUGCUCUUGUUAGUACACAUAUGUAUCACAAGCUGGUAGCAAAUUAUGACAAAUUAUAAGCUACUGUGAAAAGCUACUGAAAUGAUUGAAAAUCCCCAAUUUGAUUGGUCAAGAGCAAAUUAAUCAUACACUGAGACAAUUUUGAAAACAGGCUUCAUGGAACAGGGUUCUCCUGGAAUCAUUUUUAUUAAAAAAAUCAAAAUAUUUAUUUAUCAAAUGUAGAUACACUGUAUGACAUGUUCAGCCGUGAAAAAUUACCCAUCGCAAAUAUGAUUACGUACCUCAUUCAAUAAUUAAAGGAUAUGAAAUUAAACUUGCUUCAUUAGGGUGAUGGUCUGAUUAAGAUGUAAUGCAAGGCUUUGCAAGUAUUCAAAACUGUUUUGAUAUUAGAUAUUUUAGAAGUCUCCAUGUACGAAUCUCGUGGGUAUUGGUGAUUCCAUGUUUUGAGCCCAGUUGCAUGAAAGGGUCUUUGCUAUGGUUACACUUCGUAAUUCCGAAGGUUCGUAAUUCCGAAACAUGCAAAUUGCCUAUACCUCGAUGUUCGUUAAUCCGAAAACGUAAAAGGGUUCGUUAAUCCGAACAUUUUUGAGUUAUUCCGAAGGUUCGAUAAUCCGAAAACGAAAUAAAGUUCGAUGUUCCGAAGGUUCGUUAAUCCGAAAACGAAAUAAGGUUCGUUGUUCCGAAGGUUCGUUAAUCUGAAAACGAAAUAAGGUUCGUUGUUCCGAAGUUUGUUAGUCCGAAAACGAAAUUACGUUAGUUAAUCAUUUCGUUUUCGGACUAACGAACCGUCGGAAUUACGAACGUUCGAAAAUACAAACCUUCUGAAUAACGAAUAACGAAUGUAUGCACUUUGCUAUGCACCUGUACCACUGAUGUAUGGCUUGGGCUAUUCUCGAUCAACUGAAAUUGUAUGACCAUUCAUACUUACAGUUAUUUAUAUUUAUGCUAUGUUGAAGGUCUUUGAAUUGCAGGUGACUCUGUCUGCAUUGAUAGUCAAACCUCCUGGGACCUUUUAAAUCUAUUUGACUUCUUCAAAUAAGAUGUAUGUAUUAUAUAAUAUGUUUUGCAAAUUCUGGUCUGAAAUAAUACUUCAAGUUUAAAAUGGAUGGUCCGGGCUGAAAAUAUUUAUAUCUAAAUAGAGUAAAAUUCACAGAGCAAAAUGCUGAAAAUUUCAUCAAAAUCGGUUAACAAAUAACCAAGUUCAGUAUUGAAUUUCAAAGUUUAUCAAUGUUUUGUGAAAACAGUUAUAUGCACAUCAUCAUGAAUAUUCAUUAGGUAGGCUGAUUAUUUCACAUCCCCACUUUCCUUUUUCUUACGUAAUUACAUGAAAUCGUAAAUGUUUCAUUUUUUCAUACAUGUGUAUAUGAUGUGUCUCCAUUAUGAUAAAAUAAGUUGCAGCAAUAAAUAACUAAUGCACUUAAUCAGUUGUCAAUCCAAUUUUUGUAGUUCUUGGUAGAAAAUUUUUGAAUAAACCUUAUUUCAUAUAAUAAAAUACAAAAGAACAAGUGGGGAUAUUACAUAUCAGCCCACCUAAUGAAUAUUCAUAAAGACAUGCCUAAAACUGUUUCAACGGAAUAAGGCAAAUCUUUAAAUUCAAUAACUUUGUUAUUUGUAAUCUGAUUUUUAUCAAAUAUUCAGCAUUUUGCUUUGUGAAAUUUUACUCUAUUUAUUGAGAUAGAAAUAUCCCCAGCCUGGACCAUCCCUUUAUCGAUUGACUUUAUACAAGUGUUGCCUUACGCGGAGUCUACUGACGGAGAAGAGUGUAAUCAUGCAAACAGGCCCCACAUACUGCCGUAUCUCAUAUUUAAUGAUAAAAAUACACAUAGUUUACCUAUUUUAUCAAUCAGGUUACACAUCGUAUAUCUUGCCACUUGUUGUUAGCCAUGGCAUUCAGAUUUGUAUUUUUGACUGCAGGUCUAUUUUGUCAAUGUCAAGUUCUAUUCUGAAAUAUACUAGUACAGGUCUGUUGCAAAAAAAAAUCCCAUAUUAAAGCUAUUUGGUGUUGCAAAAAACAUUAUUUGGAUUUGUUAGAUAAAUUAUAGAAAAUCCAGUAUUUGAUUUCUUUCUUUGGCAUAAUGCAUAUCAAAUAAUGUGAUUAUCUGAUAAUAUCUAAAAAUACUGAAAGUAGUUUUUUGUGCAUCUUCAAAACUGUUAACAUUUCACUACGCAGUCUCAUGUAUGAGUUUAGUGUGUACCUAUUGUAUCCUAGAUGUAUUUUUUUACACAUAUAUGAUGCCUACAAAAAGAUAGCAGUUCCAAAACUUAUUGAAUAUUGAAAUCUUGAGAAAAUAUACCAUUCUCUUGAAUUACAAAUGUGCAGUCGUCCUUAUCCAAUUUAAAUUCCUGUGAUAACAACAGUAUGUGUUAUUUUCUACUUUGAUAAUGUUACUUGAAUUUACAAUGAUCAUGAUAUAAAUGGAAUACUCUGUGGUACAUGGCUUUAUUAUGAAUGUUUGUAGGUACAUGUAUUUCUGCGAAGUAUAAAAGGGAUUGGAAGCUGCCAAAUACUUGUUAAUGCCAGCCACCUACUUUUGUGUCUAUAUCCCUCUCACUAUAAUAAACACAACUAGUGUGCAUCUUACACAUACAUGUAUGUCAGUCUACCUGCUUGUCUAUGUAAAACGCCCUGAGCUCCGGUGAAAUUCAUUCAUAUAUAUGUGCAGUAACAGAGGAGAAUGGAAGCCUUCGAACAAGUGACCAUUUGUGAAAACAAAGAUAUCAGUGAAAAUUUGACAAAUGAUUAGAGGGUUCUGCAUGAGCAUUUACAUAUCAAGAAUGCUAUUGCUGUGGUUAUCCUCCUGUUGGCAAGGCGACCAAGAUGUGUGAUUUCACAUAUGAUCACCUCUUCCUUUGGACACUGAAAAUAUACCAGCAAACAUUAUAAUCUUACCUCUUCAUCCAGGAUGGGCCUAUGUUUUGUGAAACAUUUUAAAAUGAAUCAAGACUUUUUUUGUAAUAGUGGGGAAGAUUUUCAUGUGUGACAUUACUUUGGUUCACAAUUCCAAGAAGAAGACCUCCAUGGCAUUAAUAGCCUCAACAUUAAAAUGCUCAAAACUUUUAUAUUUAUUAAACUGUCUUAAACUUUCAUCGAUGUUUCCUUGUAUGUAUCACACAAUUCAACAUGUUUCAAGGGAUUUAUUUUCCUGUUAAUAAGAAAAAAUAGAUGGCAUUCAAUCACCCUGUCACCCCUGCCAGGGUGCCGAGAGUAGGGGUGUAUGAGGUAGCUAGCCUAGUUUAAAGUAUUGUAUUUCAUAGUGAGUUUAAUGUGUCGAGUCUAUUUAUAAAGACUGCGGUAAACCAUUCACUUAAAUUAUACAUGUGCUGCAGACUUCCAUGAAAAUUAUACAUGUCUUUUUUGUUUGUAUAUUUUCUUGUGCACCGUUUAGGGGAAAUACAACUUAUAGGAUCGAUCUAUAGAGAGAGAGAGAACGAGAGGGUGGGAAAAAGUCUUUUUCCUCUUUCCAACAUUACAUACCUACAAUGGUAAUGAACACAAGGAUUCUUACCUGAAUGUAAAUAUACAAGUGAUAAAAAAACGGCAUGAUUCAAAUCCACUGGUUUUCAGAUAUGAAUAAAAGAAAUAUCUUUUGAAUGAAUAGACUCAAGAUUGUUUCCAGAAAGUACAAACAGGUUUAUGCUUGUUUGAUAUUGCCAAGAUCCAAGGCUAUGAGACCGAUGAAGUUCUGGCGGAAGUGUCAUAAAAAGUACAUGGUACAGUGUAGAGUGUAACUUAUUUCUUGCUUAAAGAUGUCCUCUGAAAAUUUGUGAGAGUACUGGUGUGCUCCGUAAAACUCGAUCUAAAAAAAACACUAUAUAUCCGUAAAUGACAACCACUCAAUUAUAAAUUGCCAAAUAGGAUGCUCAAAGGGUUUGUUUUAUUAAUUAAAGGGGAAUGAAACCUUUGGAACAAGUAGGCUUGUGUCGAAACAGAGAAAUCAAAGAAUAAGAACAGAGAAAGUUUGAGAAAAAUCAGACAAAUAAUGAGAAAGUUAUGAGCAUUUGAAUAUUGCAAUCACUAAUGCUAUGGAGAUCCUCCCAUUGGCAAUGCGACAAGGAUGUGUGAUGUCACAUGUGAACAACUUUAGAGAAAUUAACACAACAAAGAAGGAACAUAUUCAUCUGCUUUGAUUUAUUAUUCAAAUUGAUCAGUUUUCUUCCACUUACCGAUAUAUUACAGUUCAAAAGAUCCUACUCCCUAGAUCAUCCAUUCUCAUUGCCCAAAACCAUCAAAAAUUAUAUACACAUAUCAUCCCCACUCCAAGAUAUCAAUCACAACAAAAAAUAUUUGAGAAUAGCUGAUGAUACAAAUUACUAUUCAUACCUAUUUUCAAUGUCCUUUCAGUAAAUGACUUUCAUUCAAUAAAUGACUUUCAUUAUGACUCAAAGCUCAUUUACAGUUUUAAUAGUAAACAGAGUAUUGGAAAUAAAACUGGUUAAGUACAGCAUCAUUUUGGUCAAAAAACAUUACAUAAUACAUUAUAACCAUGUUUACCUGUAAAUUCUAUGUACUAAUUAGACUGCACUCUGCUUAAGACUCUUGCAAGCAGUAACCUCUACAACACAAUCAAUUUUAUGUCAUAGAUUCCUACCUUUCUCACCAAUUUUCAUUUCACUUUACUAGCUGAAAAUUGAUAGACUGAUCAGCAGAUUCAUCUUUCCUUUUUUUUCAUUUUUAAAGAAACCAGUGGUUCUAAUAUCUUUCUAGAAUUUAAAUCCUCAUGAUUCUUCACCAUAAUUUAAUGCCCACAAACAUAAAAAAGUUAGGAGGGUCAAUGUUUUCAUUUCUAAAAAAGCCAAGCAAAUACAAAAUAAAAUUAAAGACAAAAUACAUGAUUAACAUUUAAAGUCUGUAAAUUAGAGACUAACUCAAUGCUAUAGAGUUUGAGUCUGAGCAUGGCUCAAGGUCAUUAAAAAACAAAUAAAAUAACAUGAAAUUAUCAUCACUCUCUUAGAGCAUCAGCAAAUAACAGUGUUUUCUUUCUGCACUUCAUAUGAAUACACAAGAAAUUUGUGCGGCUGAUUUUUGUGUCUUUUUUUCAAAAUCAUAAGGUUGGAAAUCAAACCUUUGUGACAACUGUGUCCUGCUAGUAUUUCUUAUCUUCAUGAUAUCAAAAUAGCUGCACGUUUUUGUUCUUUAAUACUAAAUCUAUUCCAAGCCAUGGAAUGGGCUGAAACUUUCAGGAUAUAUGCUUUGUCUUCAGAUUUAGGAUGUCCAAUCCCUACAUUUAAAAGAUAACUGCUCAAGGCCGAUUUAGAUUUAGAUAAUACUGCUUUGACACAUUUUCAUGGCAUAUUCAAAGAAGUAAACAUUUCUCCUUUUUAUCCAAGUUUACAAAUCAAAUAUCGAAUGGAUAUAAUACUUAGUUUAUUUAGAGCAUGAUUUCUAUCUUAUAUGAAUAUUAGCAUGAUCUGUGUUGUCAAUUAAAUAAAAUACUGAUAUAAAUAUAUUUCCAUUAAAUGGAGUUCCUGAUAAUAUUUUUUAGACACAAAUACAUUUUCAUUCAACAAUUAUCAUUUAAAUACAAUAAUCAUCCCCAUUUCACUAAUUUCUAUGCUAUCAUAAUCCCCCUUAUCUGCUUCAUAUUUUGUUAUACAAUUGUAUUUCUCUACAGACAAGGGUACAUUUUGUAGUAAUUUAGGGUAAAUUACAUGAUUGGUAAUACUCUAUGUUGUGACACACACCACAGAAUAUCAGCUACUUUAAAAUAAAACUGAGAGGAUAAGUGUGUUAGUUACUGGUGCAAGGAAAUGAAUGGCAAGCUCCAAUUUGUGAACACAAUACACAAGCUUCAAAUUUACUAUAAAAAAAAUUGAAAAAAAUACAAUUGUUUCUCAUUUCAUUUAAUUUUAUCACACCUGAAUGCAAUUUUUGCUUGCUCUUUUUAUGUCAAAUAUAUAAAAAAAAAUUAAAAAAUCAACACAAUAUAUAUACAACAGCUUACAUCCAUGCACAAAAAAUGAAUUGGUGGACGAGCUUGAUAAAAAAGCCUGGUUGUAAGAUGUGCAUAUUCCAUUCAUUGCUCACGACAUUGCAAAUGCAACCAAAAACAAAGUGGUUUUAAAAAUAAGUAUGUUAAAUUACAAAUACUUGAAAAGUAAUGAAAGUAAAAUAAAAUCAUAUCCCACACAACACAAAAUAUACUUAUAUAUGCAUGAUACCCAUAUCAUCCCAUUUUUUCUUUUUCUUAUUUUUCAAUUAAAAAAAAUGCAACUUUUUCUCAAAGUGUAAAAACUAAAACUGGAAUAUCUACACAUCAUCUAAUUCCAAAAACCUGCAUAUACAUCUAGUAAUCUAUCAAGCAUCAGAGUUCUUACAACUUUUAAUAGUCUGAAUUCAACAUGACCUAAACAUAACAAGGCUAUUGCAAUCGACCACCAUAAUGAGCUACAUCUGCAGAUAAAUGGAAAUGAAAAAUUGCCAAAGCAUCAAUCUCAAACACCAUAGGAUACAGGUUGCAUAUUGCAGGCAGUGUAUAUAUAAUAAUCGUGUGAAAGAUUGCAUUUGAAGCAUGUAAUAUUGGAGUGCUGUGUGUACUGGAAUAGAGUAGUGGUGAACAAAUUAUGUACAGACCCUAAGAGGAGGUGGUUGGUCUCGGAAGUGACCUGAAUGUGGCUAUUUUCCUGAGGAGCGCAGCCCCCGAUUUGUCGCAUUUGCAUCACUAUGGGAGCAAUAGUUUCACCAAACCUCUAAGGCCGUAUAUUCGGUUGAUACCCAUUGUCAAUAUAAGAUGCAGCAGAUAGAAAAUACUAUCAUACCGAUCGAAUGAAGGAUAAGAAAUCCCAGUCUUCGUGCAAUAUUAAAUUACCACAAUUAUCACAACGAUCUGAUAAAGGUCUUAGUUGAUCAUCACAUGUAGCGACAUCAAAAACAAACUCUAAAGCAUGCGGUUCAAGCUUCACCCAAGCAGCCAUAAAUAGUCUUUGUACUAUUUAUGACUCAUCAGGUACUAUUAUCCCCUUGUGAUGUCAGAAGUCGGGAUUCGUGGCAUUUUUGCCAGAUUUUGAGACAUUGGUUGGAAUUAUCUCUGGCCAAGGGGUCGAGACAAAUCACUUCUUCAGAUUAUAUUUAUGAUGGAUAAAUUGGUUAAUAUAUUUUCACCAACUUUUAGGAAAGCAUGAAAGCUUGUUAGUAAGCAACUAAAGGACAGGUCCUCUCCAAGGGACCUGGUUCGGAUGAUAAAUGCCUUUGAUCCCAAAGGGCACUAGUUCACCAAAUUGUGAGACCAUCUAUACAACUGAGCUAUGGCACUGCCUUGGACAAGAUAAAAUGGCAGAGGGAAUCCUCAAUGUAUAUCUUUGUGGCACAUCUUUCUUUUUUCUCUUUGAUUUUAGCUGUAUUGCUCUGCACCAGAAAUAACAAUACAUAUAUCGCAUUGAGAGAUUUUUUUCGUUUUUCAAUAAAGUCACUUUUGCAAAGGGAAAAAAUAACAGAUUGCAUUUCACCCAAUUUGAAUAUGUACAGACUUGGACGUUUGUAAGAUCAAAUGCAACUCCAGGUAUCUUUUUUAUGCUUCUAUUCCACUUACGUCGAAGGAUUUAACAUGACUGUAUGGUUGACAUU
Molecule: messenger RNA, 12291 nt
Organism: Lytechinus pictus (painted urchin)
Lineage: Eukaryota; Metazoa; Echinodermata; Echinoidea; Temnopleuroida; Toxopneustidae
Product: zinc finger and BTB domain-containing protein 24-like
Exons: 2
Coding region: 449-2539 (696 amino acids)
Biological process (GO): regulation of transcription by RNA polymerase II
Cellular component (GO): nucleus
Molecular function (GO): RNA polymerase II transcription regulatory region sequence-specific DNA binding; DNA-binding transcription factor activity, RNA polymerase II-specific
Source: RefSeq, a predicted model, not a curated record